GUAUUAAAAAGCAUUUUGAUCCCUUGCAGCGACGAUAUAUGGAGUAUGGACAGUUUUUCUAUAUAAGCAAACUGGUAUAAUAGUCUUCGGUGCCUAAGAAAAAACUGCUACCUAGCUUGUCACUGUUCUAGCCAAGGAAAGCUCUUCGAAGAUGAGCAACUCUGGAGAGAUAGAAAUGAAGCAUCAGCAGAAAAUGGAACGCGGAGGCAUGAGAGCUACUCUGUUUGUAUUUGUGACCACGGUGUUAGAGAGCAUAGCAUUCGUAGGAAAUGCGGCGAGUUUAUUUAUUUACUUCUACGGCUCGAUGAACUUCAGCUUGACAAAAUCAGCCACAAUGCUUACUAAUUACAUGGGGUCUGCCUAUUUGCUAUCGUUAGUUGGAGGAUUUGUUUGUGAUACUUACUUGUCCAGAUUUACCAGUUGUAUUCUGUUCGGGUCGAUACAAGUCGUGGGCUAUGGAAUUCUAGCGACACAGGCAUUUAUCGACGACUUAAGACCUGCUCGCUGCAAGGACAUUACGCUACUUCUUAUGAACAAAUGCGAGAAAGCAGAUGAUGGGCAGGUCCUAAUGUUAUACGCAGGCCUGUAUUUGGUGGCGCUGGGGGUAGGAGGGAUAAAAGCGGCAGUCCCCUCCUUGGGAGCUGAUCAAUUUGAUGAGAAGGAUCCUGAGGAGGCAAGACAUAUUCCUACCUACUUUAACUGGUAUUUUUUCUCCUUCGUGAUCGGGGCUAUGAUUGGUUGCACUUUCUUGGUCUGGGUUAAUACAUAUCGAGGCUGGGAUUGGGGGUUUCUGGUGUCCACUUUAUGCCUGGUGGCUGCCGUUUUGUUCCUCUCCACCGGAUUCUCUUUUUUUAGGCACAGUUCGCCCCAAGGAAGUCCCCUCACUCGAAUAGCACAGGUAUUUGUGGCUGCAUUUAAAAACCGAAAUCUUUCACGUCCAGUAACUACGGAGGGUUACCACGAAAUCAGUAAUCUUAAAGACGGAACUGGAACUGAGAUCCUCAAGAAAACAAACCAGUUCAAGUUCUUGGAUCGUGCUGCAAUUAUUAGGACAGAUUCGUCUAAUUCGGGACCCUGGUCAGUGUGUACAGUGACACAAGUCGAGGAAGCAAAAAUAGUUGUGCGAAUGCUCCCGAUUAUUGGCAGCACCAUAUUCCUCAACACAUGUUUGGCUCAGCUCCAAACUUUCACAGUUCAGCAAGCUAAUACGCUGGACAGAAAAGUCAUUGGAAUCCACGUCCCCAGCUCUUCCAUUCCCGUCAUUCCACUUAUCUUCAUGUUUAUUGCAGUACCAAUAUACGACCGCAUUUGUGUUCCAGCACUUCGAAAGCUGACAGGAAUUCCAACAGGCAUUCGACAACUCCAACGCAUUGGAGUUGGCCUCGUUUUAGCGAGCAUUUCUAUGGUAGUCGCCGGAUACGUGGAAACAAGACGCAAGCGUCUUGCAGUCCAUCAUAACAUGGUGGACUCUCCGAACCCACUGCCAAUGAGUGUGUUAUGGUUAGGUCUGCAAUACGGUAUAUUUGGAAUGGCUGACAUGUUUACGUUGGUAGGGUUGCUAGACUUCUUCUACUCGGAGAGUUCAGCUGGAAUGAAGUCAUUAGGCACCGCCUUCACGUGGUUUUCAUCAGCCAUCGGGUACUUCUUAAGCACGGUGAUCGUGAACGUGGUGGAUGAUGUGAGUGGCGGAUGGUUUAGAAGCAAUAACUUGAACAGGGAUAAACUCAACUACUACUAUUACUUGUUUGCGGGUUUGAGUACUUUGAAUUUCGGGUUUUAUCUGCUGUGUUCAUCUUGGUAUAGGUACAAAGAUGUGGAAGUGAAUGAGAUUGAGGGUGAGAGUAAAGUUGAAUUGGGGAGUGUAUAAGCUGUCUAGGCCGAACUAUUUAUUUGAAAUUCUAUUCUUAAGUAAGUAUUUUCUAAGGUCAUGUAUUUAUUUGGAUUUGAAAGGAAGGUUUUCUUUUGAAGUA
Messenger RNA from Daucus carota subsp. sativus, 1970 nucleotides. RefSeq names its product protein NRT1/ PTR FAMILY 4.5. Gene Ontology annotation, biological process: transmembrane transport. The record is from RefSeq and is a predicted model, not a curated record. Gene Ontology annotation, molecular function: transmembrane transporter activity. The transcript is spliced from 6 exons. Lineage: Eukaryota; Viridiplantae; Streptophyta; Magnoliopsida; Apiales; Apiaceae. Gene Ontology annotation, cellular component: membrane. The coding region runs from base 152 to 1867 and encodes 571 amino acids.